Oncorhynchus mykiss (rainbow trout) is the source of this 3812-nucleotide messenger RNA. The record is from RefSeq and is a predicted model, not a curated record. NCBI's taxonomy places the organism in Eukaryota, Metazoa, Chordata, Actinopteri, Salmoniformes, Salmonidae.
AUUCUGCAGGAACCCCUCCUUAAUGUGGACACUCCUGAUUCUGCAGGAACCCCUCUUUAAUGUGGACACUCCUGAUUCUGCAGGAACCCCUCCUUAAUGUGGACACUCCUGCUUCUGCAGGAACCCCUCUUUAAUGUGGACACUCCUGAUUCUGCAGGAACCCCUCUUUAAUGUGGACACUCCUGAUUCUGCAGGAACCCCUCUUUAAUGUGGACACUCCUGAUUCUGCAGGAACCCCUCUUUAAUGUGGACACUCCUGAUUCUGCAGGAACCCCUCUUUAAUGUGGACACUCCUGAUUCUGCAGGAACCCCUCCUUAAUGUGGACACUCCUGCUUCUGCAGGAACCCCUCCUUAAUGUGGACACUCCUGAUUCUGCAGGAACCCCUCCUUAAUGUGGACACUCCUGAUUCUGCAGGAACCCCUCCUUAAUGUGGACACUCCUGCUUCUGCAGGAACCCCUCUUUAAUGUGGACACUCCUGCUUCUGCAGUAACCCCUCUUUAGACUUCUAUUGGUCCAUUUUUUAAAAGUUGUACUGCAGAAAUCGCUCCUCCAUUUCCUGGUUGCUGAAACCCUAAUAAUGCUCCGGAGUCCACAAUGACCGCAGGUCCAGAACACCGCUCCGUGUUUGAGUACUGUCUUCAAGACUCUGCUCUACAGGAGGUCCGAGAAGUUACCAGUGUUCAUGAGCCUCCUGUACACACCAAGAAUCCACCACACAGUCAUGGAGUGACUGUGUGCCCCAAGGAGGAUCUCCAGGAUGAAAAACAGCCAGAGAGCAGCCUGGGUAGAGAUGUGUCUGACAGGAUGGUGUGCUCGGCCUGCCAGUGCCCCUUCGACACCCGGGAGGAGCAGAUGGAGCACUACAAGCUGGACUGGCACCGUUUCAACCUGAGGCAGAGACCAUCUGGUAAAACACCAGCCACAGUGGAGGAGUUUGAGAGGAAGACCGGUGGAGGAGACAUGUCUAGCAUCUCAGGUUCUGACUCGGAGGACGAGGAACCAGACAGUGACUGGGUUGUGGAGAACACCGAGGCUGCUCCUCUACAGAAGGACGACGGUGUUCUAGAAGCGGAAUCCUUCGGUCGCCUCUCCAACCGGGUCGUGUUCCAGAACUCUCAGGGGCAGUACCUGGCUGUCUACCGCUGUGUUCUGCAGAGCAAGUCUGCCAUAGAGGAAGACCUGGUGGCCUCUCUACAAAGUCUCAGUAACAAGACUAUGUGGGUCAUUCUGAUGGCAGGUGGUGGACACUUCGCUGGAGCCGUGUUUCAAGGGAGAGAGGUGUUGCAGCACAAGACGUUCCAUCGGUACACUGUGAGAGCCAAGCGGGGGACAGCCCAGGGUCUGAGAGAUGCUAAGAACAGCAGUCAUGCUCCUAAAUCAGCCGGAGCUGCCCUGAGGCGAUACAACGAAUCUGCGCUCGUCAAGGAGAUCCAGGACUUACUGGAGAGCUGGUCUGACCACCUGACUGACGCCAGUGCCAUCUUCCUGCGGGCGCCCAGCCAUAACAAAACCCUGUUCUUGGGGGGUAAAGCGGCUCCGCUGGUGAAGAAGGACCCUCGGAUCAGAACACUGCCCUUCCCCACACGCAGGGCCACCUUCAGAGAGAUAAAGAGAGUACACGAUGUCCUCUCCACUCUAAAUAUAUAUGGUAAAGACACUGACAUCUCCGACAUCCUGAGUCCCUCUAACAAAGUGUGGAAGAAGGCACGUACACCUGUGGCUCAGCCAGAACCUUCCCAGGAGACAACAGCACCCCUAGUGGAGGAGGAGGAGGAGAGUUCAGGAGAGGAGCUGGAGACGGUGGAGGUGACUCUGGGAACUCUGGACCUCCGGGAGCAUGAGAUCUACCCGGCUAGGAGGAAGAAGAGGAGACGCAGGACAGAGGACAGAGGUCUAAGUAACAGAGAAGCUGUGGGGUCUCCUGCUGCUCCUGAAGACAGUAACCAGGAGAGAGGAGGAGAGAAAAACCAGGGGAGGAGGAAACCCAAGGGGAAGAAGACGAUACAACAUGAAGAGGAGGAGCCUGAUGAGUCCUGGGACUAUGGCCUGAGGGAUGCUCUCUACACCGCCUGUAAGACUGGAGACCUGGACACCCUCAUCAGACUGUUACCAGUGAGGAGGGGAGAGGAGGGGGACCAGGAUGGACAGAGAGAGGACCAGGAUGGACAGAGAGAGGACCAGGAUGGACAGAGAGAGGACCAGGAUGGACAGAGAGAGGACCAGGAUGGACAGAGAGAGGACCAGGGAGACCAGGAUGGACAGAGAGAGGACCAGGAUGGACAGAGAGAGGACCAGGAUGGACAGAGAGAGGACAAGGGAGACCAGGGUGUUCAGAGUGAGGACCAGGGUGCAAAGCAAGAGGGAGAGAAGAAUCAGGGAGAGGUGGAGGAGAGCUGCUCUUCCCAGGCCCCUGCAGCCCAGAGUCCACUAGCCCUACUCAACCAGCCCAAAGACCCUGCAGCCCAGAGUCCACUAGCCCUACUCAACCAGCCCAUAGACUCUUCAGGCUUCACUCUGCUUCACGUGGCCUCCGCAGCAGGGCAGAAAGGAGUGGUCCAGCUGCUGAUGGAUGCAGGCAGCGACCCGGCAUGCAAAGAUCUGACCGGCCAGACUCCCUACAUCGUUGCUCCUGACAAGGACACCAGGAACGUGUUUAGGAAGUACAUGGCUGAUCACCCUGACAAAUACAACUACAGCAAGGCUCUGGUUCCUGGUCCGCUGACGGCCGAGUUGGAGUCCAAGAAGACGGAGAAGAAAAGGGCUCAGAAAGCGGCCAAGAAAACGAGGGAGAAAGAACAGAAAGAACAGAGGAAGAAACUAGAGAUGGAGGCUGAGGAGAAGAAAAGAUUUGCCUCCUUAAGCGAUCGAGAGAAGAGAGCACAGGCUGCAGAGAAGAGGUUGGCAGAGCAUCAGGCCUCAACAGGGGGAGACCUUUCAAACACCAGGCGGUGUUGGCAGUGUGGGGAGUCCCUGGUGGGAAAGGUUCCGUUUCAGUACCUAGACUUCAGCUUCUGCACCCCUCGCUGUGUCCAGGAGCACCGCAAGGCUAAUGUGGCUAACAGGAGCAGGGCAGGAAACUGACUUUCAUGUUGCUACCGCCACAACCCUACCAUACUGUUGCCACUUCACUAUAGAAGCCUCAGGCCUACUAAUCUAUUGGUUGGUGGGGACAGAGCACGCAGACCCAGAGACCUUACUAAGCCAAGCCACAGACCUCAGUCAAUCUGCAGGGCCCAGUGAUCUUGAUGUUGCCCAUCUGAUAGGAUUAAAAUGCACAGAAAUAUAAUUAAUAUAACAUACGAAUGGGGACUCCUGUUCUAUUCAUUAUAUUCUAUGCAUUUAAUCCCAUCAAAUAGGCCAAAAUCCAGAUGGAUAACUUUAGAUGAAAACUGGACCUGGUGACUCCGAGACGAGCAGCUUUGUUACGAUUCAGUUUAUCUCAGAAGAUCUGCCUUGUAGCACCGUUGGAAAUCUGAAAGGUCAUUUUCCGAUUUGAGCCUUGAACAUGCAGCGUUUACCGUGAAAGCAGGUUGCCUUUAAAUGGAGCUGAUCGUUUCAGGAAAGGAGGCAGAGCUGGGGUCUGAACCGGGUCUGAACCGGGUCUGAACCGGGUGAACUGGUGUCAAAUGAAAUCACUGUUGGUGUGGAAUGGAAUAAUAAACCAAAUUAAUUCAGCUGUACAUGUGAUGAUGAAACUGUUUAUUCAUGUACACAGUGUUUUUAUGAAAUGGGUAUAUAGUAACGUGCCAAAACGGACAGUAUCUGACAGAAGCACAGCAACUCAUGUUAUUAAAUCAUGUCAAAACAAU